GGGUAGCGUAGCUUGACCGCAGUGGUUCACUGAUUGUGCUGCUGUUGGUAUGUCGGCUCUGAGGCUCUCGUCCGUCUUGCUGUUGCUGUUGCCGUCACUAUCUGGAGAGGAUGGUCUCUUUGCCUGCGGUGUUAUGCGCUGUCAGUUUAAUGCCAGAGAUGCCCGUGACGUCGUGUACCUCGAGCAGCUCUACUUCAACGGGAUUUUUCAACUACAAUACAACAGCACGCUGGGGAAUUUCACUGGCAACACGGAGAAAGGGAAACAACUGGCAAAGACCUUCAACAUAAAUCCAGCGCUGAUAGCAGAAAAGAAGCGGAGCAUCCACAUGUUUUGCAUUGACUACAUCCCAGCCCUCUACCAUAACAUACUGGACAAGACAGCUGAGCCCGACGUCAAGCUGAGGUCAGCCGAGCCAUUCAGGCGCCAAUAUCCUGCUAUGUUGGUCUGCAGUGCAUACAAUUUCUAUCCCAAACAAAUCAUUGUGACAUGGCUGAAGAAUGGAAAGGAGGUGACAUCCGGUGUGACCACUCCCCAGGAACUGCCCAAUGGAAACUGGUUUUACCAGAUUCACUCUCAUCUGGAGUAUACGCCCUCACAUGGAGAGAAAAUCACCUGCAUGGUGGAGCAUGCCAGCCUCAGCAGACCCAAGCUUUACGAUUGGGAUCCUAUGCCUGAGUCGGAGAGGAACAAGAUAGCGAUUGGGACAGCAGCACUGGUACCCGGGCUGAUCUCUGUAACUGUUGGGCUGAUUUGCUACAUCAGAAGGUCGAGAGCUGGACGGGAGCCAGUACCAAGAAGUUAAGGUCCUUCCAGUGGUGGCUGGCCAGUAGAGGGCGCUGGGGGCGCCGCCCCCUUCAACCGUCAAGAGAUGAAAAUCUACUUAAACAUGUUAAAUAUAAUUCAGUUGUAUAAUGCAAAUAACGAUGAAAUAAUAGUGUUUUCAGUCUGUGAGCGCCUGUCAGCAGCAUUAAAUAUGGGUUCAAAUGGUAUUUGAUUGAUUUCUGUCUGAAUACAUAUACUUCCUGGGUGAGGGGCGCCGGCUAAACCAUACCUUAUGUACAGUGCAUCCGGAAAGUAUUCACACCCCUUCACUUUCCCCGCAUUUUGUUAUGUUACAGCCUUAUUCCAAAAUGGAUUAAAUUCCUUUUUUUCUCAUCAAUCUACACACAAUACCCCAUAACGACAAAGCGAAAAAGGUUUUUUAG
Messenger RNA from Lampris incognitus (smalleye Pacific opah), 1208 nucleotides. RefSeq names its product rano class II histocompatibility antigen, A beta chain-like. Gene Ontology annotation, molecular function: MHC class II protein complex binding. The coding region runs from base 50 to 805 and encodes 251 amino acids. The transcript has 5 exons. Gene Ontology annotation, biological process: immunoglobulin production involved in immunoglobulin-mediated immune response; immune response; antigen processing and presentation of exogenous peptide antigen via MHC class II. The record is from RefSeq and is a predicted model, not a curated record. Lineage: Eukaryota; Metazoa; Chordata; Actinopteri; Lampriformes; Lampridae. Gene Ontology annotation, cellular component: membrane; MHC class II protein complex.